Auanema sp. JU1783 is the source of this 3003-nucleotide messenger RNA. NCBI's taxonomy places the organism in Eukaryota, Metazoa, Nematoda, Chromadorea, Rhabditida, Rhabditidae. The record is from the annotation of a GenBank genome assembly.
AUGGAGUAUAAUUACCAAGAUGUUCAAAGGACAGAUCCUUUUCUGUCCUUGGAUGUAAACUUAGAUGAUAUACAAUCUGUCGGACAUUCUGAGGCCAUGGAUUGCUAUCCACCCGUUUGUAAUCAAUGGAAUCAGCAACCAGCUAGCUCAGUUUAUCAACAUAAUCCUUACGGAAGAGUUAAUCAGCACAGUCCCCCUCAACAAUAUUAUGAUCCAAAUAAAUCGCGAGAAAUCGAUUCCGUCAUGACUCUUCUUCAGUCGGAUUCACCACCGCAUCAUGAUCCUUAUGCCAUGAAGUUCUCUCCUCCAAAUUUUGAAAGCCUUCCAAAUUAUAAUUCCACGGCGAGAAUGCUAUCACAGUUGGGAUCCCAACAAUCACAGACUCAAUCCGAAGCUAAUUUCCAACCGGGUAGUUUGGCUCAGAAGUUAGCUGCUCCAGCCAUGCAGCCUUUACCUGCGGUACAUUCCCCUCCAGCCAUGUAUGUCGAGGAGAGACUUUCUCCUUCUUAUAUAUAUAAACCCCCAAAGAUUGAGCCGACAGCAGAGCCAGCAUUCAGCAGCACACCCCGCAAGCCCUCCAAUACGAAAGAAGAGUUGCUACGACUUCUGGUUAAUAUGUCGCCGGGUGAGGUGGAAAUGCUCAAAAAUAGAGACGUGAGACCGAGACCAUCGGCUGUAGCAACGAGAGUAACUCGUGAUCAGAAAUGGAAAGAGGAUGAUAUGAGCGACGGGGAUGAUGAACAACAGGAAGAGAUGCCUACACGAAGAGGCCCGAAAACAGAAAGAAGAACAGCUCAUAAUCUGAUUGAAAGAAAGUACAGAUGUUCAAUCAAUGAUAGAAUUCAACAUCUGAAAACUAUUCUUGGCGGAGAAGAUACCAAGCUUAGCAAAUCUGCAACAUUACGAAAAGCCAUUGAACACAUUUCCAAUUUGGAACAUGAAAAUGCAGCGCUGAAAACAGAAAAUUUAAGAUUAACUUCUCUGUUGAUAUCAAAUAAGAUCGAGAUUCCUCCGAUUCAUCAUCUGCCUCCACUUUCUCCAACGUUUAGUAAUUCUGCUUCCACUUCAGGAAUAGAAUCUCUUGAGUCUCCAGAUACUAACAGCCCCUCAUCUCCCAUUUUCUCAAUGAAAGGUAAUACAAAGCCCAAAAUGGACCAAGUUCGUCUCUCAAUUUUCGCAUUCAUGCUCGCCAUGCUCAUUUGGAACCCUGCUAGCUUCCUAGCUGGUUCCGUGGCUGCAAGUCAGGAGCCUGUAAUUCAUAAUUCACUUCCAAUCGGAGGACGUGUCUUACAGAACGAUGAGGUUUUUGACCCGUACUAUACUGAAAAUUGGUGGCAAACAAACAUUAUCCGUCCAGGAUUUGUUUGGUCUGUAAAUAUAUUUGUUGUGUUUUGUGUCCUUAUAAGACUUCUUGUAUACGGAGAACCUGUACAGGAUUUCAAAUCUCGUUCAUGGUUAACUUUCUUAUCAUUCCGACAGAGAGCUCGUAUAGAAACUGAUGCAGGAAAUGUGAAGGAAGCUAUGCGAUUGUAUAUGGAAUGCUUACAGAUUCUGGAAAGACCACUUCCGUCUGCAGGUCUCGAUUCUCUCUUAUCAGUUCUUUGGCAAAUAGUUCGUCAUACUUUGAAUAGUUUAUGGAUUGGAAGAUGGUUCUCGAGAAGAAAACGAAAUGAUCUGAAACCUGUGACUGUCGUUUGUAAAAGCCAUGCUCAUACAGCUCUGAUCUACCAUAAGCUUCAUCAACUCCUACUGCUAGGUGUUGAUGAAACACAUGGCUCUGUAUCUGGAUUAUAUCUUUGCCUUUCUGCCGUGAACUUGGCUGAAAGCGCUGGCGUUUCUGUUGAUGGAUUACCCAGAAGUGUCAUGGCAGACAUAUACAUAGCUGCUGCUCUCAGGACAAGAUUAUGUCUCUACAGCCCUUUCGCGAAAAUCAUAUCCAUGUACUUUUUCCGAAGAGCUCGGAGACAUGUUCGACGAUCCGAAGAAAACGCUGUGAAUGGAUUGGCUUGGUUGUUUCACCCACUGAGCAAGAGUUUCCUGUCGAACCCUGAAACUUUAGAAGCUCUUUUAACAUCAUCCUCUAGACAUGCUUCAUUUACCUCGGAAAACUUAGAUGUCUCUCCCGUCUCCAAGUUGAGGAGUCAUUUCAAGCUUCAUUUGAUACAACUUCUGUCGUCUGAGUUAUCUGGGGAUUUGGAGGAAGAGAUUGAUGUGAUUGACGUCUCUCGCCUGUUGCUUUCAAUGUCGACCGGAGGUGGCACCCCGAAAAAGGAAAAUGAUUGGAAUUGUGACACAACCGUAGCAGACGGAGACCCUCUAUGUUCAUGGUGGACUCAUGUGCUAACUUGUGCCCUUCUAUGGCGACAAGGACGUAAUGAACUUGCGAAAAAACACUACACGGUUGUAAGACAAUGUCCGAAAGAACUAUUAGCAGAACCUUUGGCUCUAGCUGUUGGUCAUGCUUUUUGUGCCAGGAAAAUUUGCAUCGAAGACAGAAACAACGCUCAAUUUGGAAAGUUUGUGUUUGUUCAUUGUCAAAGUGCUUUGGAGACCAUGCGUAUUGUUCAUAGGAAGGAAGACAGCCAAAUCCAAGAGAUUCAGGAUUUGUUGAGCGUCCAUUCAUACGAAUGGGUUUUAUCUUCUUUGCUAGAUGCUUGGCGAACCGACUUGAAAGCUGAACAACCCUACUGGACGCAGAUACCGAAAUUUGACUUCCGAAUAUUAUAUCAAGAAGCUACCAACCAUUAUGUUCACAUAAGUGAUCGUACUAUUGAUAAUAGUGGAGCACGAACAUUGGUGUAUCAUUUAACAUGCAGAAUGCUGAACGGUGCAAAUCCCAUUGAGACUAUGACAAGUGUCUCUCGCAUAGCAAAACAUUUAAUAUCAGUUGCAUCUGGCAAUGCCGGACUAGUAAGUCGAGCUGACCAACCAGAUCCCUUCCAUUUGCAUGUACUGACAAAGUUACAUGCAAAUCUCGGAAAACGUAGUGAACUAUUGAAGUAA